Coprinopsis cinerea okayama7#130 is the source of this 1713-nucleotide messenger RNA. RefSeq names its product dicarboxylic amino acid permease. Gene Ontology annotation, molecular function: amino acid transmembrane transporter activity. Gene Ontology annotation, biological process: amino acid transmembrane transport. The coding region runs from base 43 to 1713 and encodes 556 amino acids. Lineage: Eukaryota; Fungi; Basidiomycota; Agaricomycetes; Agaricales; Psathyrellaceae. The record is from RefSeq and is a predicted model, not a curated record. Gene Ontology annotation, cellular component: membrane. The transcript has 11 exons.
AUUCACUUCUCUCGAUCAUCCCGUCUCUCCAGGGCGGUCAAGAUGUCUGUCGACGAGAAAAAGGUGCACAAUGAAAAGGUCGAGGAGCAGUCUCAGGUCUCCAGCGAGGUCGAGGAGUUCGACCCGAAUCUCCAUGAUCCUCGUGAGGCCAGUCUUCACCGUGGCCUUAAGGCUCGGCAGAUUUCGAUGAUAGCUCUCGGAGGUGCUGUUGGCACAGGUCUUAUCAUCGGGUCUGGGACUGCUCUGCGACGAGGUGGACCCCUGGGUUUGCUCUUAGGUUACGCCUAUGUUGGAUUCGUUUGCUAUCUUGUCAUGGUUUCUCUUGGUGAAAUGGCCGCCUACUUGCCCCACAAGAAGGGUUUUGCUGGAUAUGCCACUCGGUUUGUUGACCCCGCCCUCGGCUUCGCACUCGGCUGGAACUACCUACUCAAAUACCUAAUCGUCACCCCGAACAAUAUCAAUGCUGCUGGUGUCGUAGUUCAAUAUUGGCCCAACGGGAGGGAAGUACAUAUUGCGAUAUGGAUGGUGAUUUUCAUUGCCGCAAUCUUUGUUGUCAAUUUCCUCGGUGUUAGAGUCUUCGGUGAACUGGAAUUCUGGCUAUCAUCUGCCAAGAUCCUUGCUCUCAUUGGAAUGUUGCUCUUCGGUAUCAUAAUUGACUUGGGAGGCAAUCCACAGAAAGACCGAAUUGGAUUCCGAUACUGGAAGGCGCCUAACGGGCCUAUGGGCAAAUAUCUACUUGACCAAGUCAAAAACACAUCCCUAUCUAUCUUCCUUGGCUUCUGGGCAACAUUAACGAACGCUCUCUUUGCAUAUAUGGGUACUGAGCUUAUCGGUGUCACCGUGGGAGAGGCCCAAAAUCCUCGUCGAAAUAUCCCCAUUGCAAUUCGAAGGACCUUCUUCCGAAUUCUCGUCUUCUAUGUCGGGGGAGUCUUUGUUAUUGGCCUCAUUGUCCCCAGUACCGACGAGUCCCUCUUCAUUGCCACUCAGUCGAAGACUGGUGCUGCUGCCAGCCCUUUCGUUGUUGCGGCUGGUCUCGUCGGUAUUUCCGCCCUUCGCCAUGUCAUCAACGGAGCCAUUCUCAUCUUCGUCAUGAGUGCCGCCAACUCUGAUCUUUACAUUGGUUCGCGAACGCUGUACGGCCUGGCCAUCGAAGGGAAGGCACCUGCAGUCUUCAAGAUAGUCAACAAGAUGGGUGUGCCCUGGCCCUCUUUGCUUUUCUGCACCGCUUGGUGUGGCCUCGUGUUCCUCAACGUAGCGUCCACCGGUUCGAAAGUCUUCGGUUGGUUCGUUAACUUGGUGUCCACGUUUGGUGCCUUGACUUGGCUCUGCAUUCUCUACUCUCACAUGCAAUUCAUGAAAGCGCUCAAGGCACAAGGAAUUUCACGAGACACCCUUCCUUAUAAGGCACCAUUCCAACCUUGGGGGAAUUGGUUUGCAUUCGUCUCCACCCUGGUCAUCACCUUUUUCAAAGGAUUCGAUACCUUCAUCCCUUUCAACACAGCCAACUUUAUCACGAGCUACAUCGCGAUCCCAGUAUUCUUCAUGAUGUGGUUUGGAUACAAAUACCUAAUGAAGACCAAAGUCGUCAGACCCGCUGACAUCGACCUCGUCACUGGUCUCCGUGCUAUUGACGAGGAAGAACAGAGAUACCUCGCUGAGCAAGCAGCGAAAGGUCCACGUACCAGAUGGCAGCGCAUCUGGGACGCUUUGUAG